Messenger RNA from Microcebus murinus (gray mouse lemur), 2140 nucleotides. RefSeq names its product methyltransferase 15, mitochondrial 12S rRNA N4-cytidine (gene METTL15). NCBI's taxonomy places the organism in Eukaryota, Metazoa, Chordata, Mammalia, Primates, Cheirogaleidae. Gene Ontology annotation, molecular function: rRNA (cytosine-N4-)-methyltransferase activity. The record is from RefSeq and is a predicted model, not a curated record. Gene Ontology annotation, biological process: rRNA base methylation.
CUGCGGCUUGGCGCCAGGAGCCUCAGCCGCGCGGCUCAGUGGAAGCGACCUUGUCUGGGCGUCGCCGUGGCAACGCGCGGGGCCGUUUCCGGAGGCGGUGGCCGAGGAACGUCGUUUGGAAACUCCAGCGCCAGCAAGACCUUUUCUUUGGUAGCGGGGGCUGGAAGCAGCGGAACUAAAGGCAAGCGGUCCUCGGUUGCUGUGGCGGACGUGGGUUCAAUCUGUCCGUCCUUGCAAGUUUUCCCCAGGGUUGGGACCUAGACGUGCGGCAAGUUCAGGUCCUCCAGCACCAUAGUUUUCAUCGGUGGCCCAAGUUAGAGGCCAACUGAAAAAUCGUCGUGCCUCAGAUUUGUUGACCUACAGAAUGCUUCGAUACCCACAUUUUUGUAGAAUAUAUAAAGAAUUUCUUUCCUGCGGGUUUGAAUCUGGCAUACUUAAUUUAGGUGUCUGGCAAAAAAACACCCAUACUACAGCAGGAAGAUAUAAUGAAUGUGAAGCCCAAGAGCAAACAGAUCAAACUGGAGUUCAGAAGUUCCACAACUCUCCAGAUAGAGAUUGUGAAGCUGUGGCUAAAUUACAUAUUCCAGUAAUGGUGGAUGAAGUUGUUCGAUGUUUGGCACCACACAAAGGGCAGGUUUUUCUAGAUAUGACAUUUGGUUCAGGAGGACACACAAGAGCCAUUCUACAGAAGGAAUCAGAUAUUACUCUUUAUGCCUUAGACAGAGAUCCGACAGCUCAUGCAAUUGCUGAACAGCUUUCAGAAUUGUAUCCUAAACAGAUCCGAGCUAUGCUGGGACAGUUCAGCCAGGCAGAAUCCUUAUUAAUGGAAGCUGGAGUUCAGCCAGGGACUUUUGAUGGAGUUCUUUUGGAUCUUGGGUGUUCCUCCAUGCAACUUGAUACUCCUGAAAGAGGUUUUUCCCUUCGGAAAGAUGGGCCCCUGGAUAUGAGGAUGGAUGGUGGCAGGUACCCUGACAUGCCCACCGCUGCUGAUGUUGUGAAUGCUUUAGAUCAACAGGCACUUGCAUCCAUCUUAAGAACAUACGGGGAGGAGAAGCAUGCCAAGAAAAUAGCUUCAGCAAUCGUUCAGGCACGCACUAUCUACCCCAUCACCAGAACCCAGCAGCUUGCCAGCAUCGUCGCAGGUGCAUUUCCUCCAUCUGCUAUUUAUGCACGAAAAGACUUGCUACAACGAUCUAGCCAUAUUGCUACCAAGACUUUCCAAGCUCUUCGUAUAUUUGUGAACAAUGAGCUCAAUGAACUCUACACAGGACUGAAGACAGCUCAGAAGUUUCUGAGACCUGGUGGUCGCCUUGUUGCCCUCUCCUUCCAUUCACUAGAGGAUCGCAUCAUCAAACGAUUCUUGCUUGGAAUAAGCAUGACAGAAAAGUUUAACCUAAGUGUUAGACAGAAAGUGAUAAAAACAUCACAAUUGGGUUCAGGUCAUGAAAACCAGGAAGGAGUCUCUAUUAAGAAAGCUCCUUUAAUGUGGGAAUUGAUACACAAAAAGGUACUUACCCCAGAAGAUCAGGAUGUACAAGAUAACCCCAGAGGGCGCUCAGCCAAGCUUAGAGCAGCUAUCAAAUUAUAAGAAAGUUACCAUCAUCUUACUCUUCAAAUUGUUCCUUACAGUUUCUCUAAUUUUUUUCCAUGUGAUGUUCCUGAACAGCUUAAUACUGGUUUUAAGUGUGGGACAGUCUGGAAAUUGAUGACAUUUAACAUUAUUUUUUUUCCUCAAAAAGAAACUAGGAAAUAUUAGCAUGACACAGAAAGUUCAGCUCAGGGAUAGCAGCAUCAAGAUGGGAAAAAUGUGUUUAUCUUUGUAUUAUAUUUAACUGCUGAAAUGCAAUCUUUUCUCUGGCCAGGAAAUUUUUUAAAAAGAAUACUAUGUUGUAUUUAUCUAAAUAUGUAAACUCAGUCUGUAAGGAGAAAGAUAUUAUAAUCAUAUUUGCAUGCCCUAAAUUCUGAAUUUAGAUAUUCAAAUUUGCAACAUACUUUCUCUGGAUCAAAUAAUUAAUGAUGAUCAUGGAAUGAAUUUUAAUUUCCUUACUUGUGAAUAAUUAAUUACUAUGGCUUUCUCAAAUAUAGGCUUUCCACAAAUUUUAAAUUUUUAAAUAUUUGUUUUAAAAUGCAUUAUACUAAU